This is a messenger RNA of Blepharisma stoltei, 2003 nucleotides long. Lineage: Eukaryota; Ciliophora; Heterotrichea; Heterotrichida; Blepharismidae. The record is from the annotation of a GenBank genome assembly.
AUGCAACCUAAAUUGUAUAGCACACGAUCAACCCCCAGAAUUUUGACUGGAAACACAAAAUCACCGAAAUAUUUUUCGUCUGUUAUUUCUUCAGAAAUAAAACAGUCUUCUCCAAAGCUCUCUUAUGGCUUUCCCGCAGAUAUUUCUCCGAGUAAUAUUGCGGAUUCCUCCAAAGACUCCUUGCUGAAAAAAACGACACCUCGCACACCUAAAACAUACUCAAACCCAUUUUCCCUUACUUCUCAAACUCCAAAAUCCUCAAAAUCUAUCAGAAAUCCAAUUGCAACUGUAGCUACCCCACGAAAUAUCACGACUAAGUCUUUAACACCUCGUGGCUCUUCCUUAAACCCUAAAAGCUCUGAAACUCAGCCCAAACAGACUAUAGUUAGCCCUUCUUCUACAAAAAGUUUAUUCCAAAAAAAUUCGAAAUCUUUAAGCUCAACUGAUCCGAGGAAAAAAAGUUCACAACAAAUAUCAGCAAAUCUAUAUCAGUCUGAUUCUGCUGAUCCGCAUCUUGGAAGCCCAAAAACUGCAGAAACUAAAAACCCUCUAGCUCAAAUGAUAACUCAAGUUAAAACUUCAGAAAACCCUAAAAAUAGUUAUGAGUUAUCUCCUGAGGAAAUUCAACAAAAAGCGGAAUCCAUAUAUAAAGAGCAUUUAUUUCAGACAUUUCAAGCUCUGAAAUUUGUGAGAAACUUACAACCUGUAGAUCAAAACCAAUUGCAGCUGAAAAGAAUUAACCUGCCUAAAAAGGCUGCAUUUUUGAACAAAAAGACAAUAAUUUUUGAUUUAGAUGAAACUUUGGUGCAUUAGAAUUAAAAUUAAUUAAGAUUAUAAGAAAAGCUACCUGCAGGCCUUCUCAGGCUAUUUCAUUUCCGUAGCGCACCUCUCCUUGCUUCGGGCCUCGAUUGUUUCUCCUCACAGACGAGACUUGCACUCUCUAUUCGCCGUGGAUGCUGGGUCACUGUGCUUAAGCUUACAGUGUUCAGCUUCCAGAAAAUUCGAAAAAUGAAUUUUCUGAUCACCUGUUAGACAAAAUGCGAACUCAAAGCCCAGGAUGCAACGCCUGAUAUUGCGAUAGGAACAUUCCUGAUUGAGCAGAGCAUGCGGUUGGCUACCCGACAUUGCUCUCCGCUAAGCCAAGUAAAACCUAACCGGAUACACACUACUAAAUGCCAUCCUCCUUACCACAAGGUACCUGGGCUACCCCAGUUGCAGGUGUUACGAGUAUGGGUUAUUCGCCAUGCGAUUUUAAAAUAUAAAACUUUAGUGCAUUGUUGUGAAGAUUUAGCGACAUCAAACCCAGAUGUAAUACUUCCUAUUAUUUUUCCUAACGGUGAAACUAUUAAUGUAAUGAGUAUAUAGGCUGGAAUCAAUAUACGCCCUUAUGCUAAAGAAAUCCUUGUAGAAGCUAAUAAAAACUUUGAAGUCAUAGUAUUUACUGCAAGCCAUCAAUGCUACGCAGAUGUGGUUUUGGAUUAUUUGGAUCCAACUCAUGAAUUAAUUCAUCAUAGAUUAUACAGAGAUAAUUGCAUUUUUUCGCAAGGGAUCUAUAUUAAAGAUCUAACAUGCUAAUUAAUAUCAGCCAAUAUGAAGUAUUUUUACCAAAAAACAUUUAUAUGCCAAUUAAUAUAAUAAUAUUUUUAAGUUGAUUGCGAAUUUAAUAAUAUAUAUUAUUAUUGGAUUAGGAAGUAAGAGUUUUGGCUAAUCGGAGGAUGCAAGAUAUAAUCAUCGUUGAUAACGCAGCUUAUAGCUUUGGGUAUCAAAUAGAUAAUGGGAUUCCUAUUAUUUCAUGGCACGAUGACCGAUAUGAUAAAGAGCUUCUUAAUCUUUCAGAUUAUAUCAAGGUCUUGGCAAAAGUGCCAGAUAUUCGUGAAUUAAAUCGAAAAACCUUUAGACUUAAUACAUUUUAUGAAGAUUACAUUGAGCAGUUUUUACAGCUAGACGAGGGAAAGCCUAAAGCUUCGUCAAGAAAAAUUAAAGGAAAACCAAAGCAAAACUAG